UGACUAUUUUUAAAAGUUGUAUUUAGUUCUUCCAUUUUAUAUAGAAAUAUUUUUUGUGAGCUUUGGCUAAGUUGAAGCUUCCCUAAAUUCUAAUUAAAAACAAGAUAAAGCAGCUUUUUCCUAAUUUCUUCUACUACAGUUUAUCAGUGUUUCUUAGUCUUUUUCAGACAAAGCACAACUUGAGGGUUUUCAGACGAUUCAUCUUUUUUGGUAAUUAACAUAAUUAACUGCAAUCACUAUAGCACGAGAUGCAGCAUCACCUCACAUUUUGGGAGGCCUGAUGGACACCAUCAAGUUUCCUUUCAACACGUGCUUUAUGAGAACUUCAGUGUAAAAACAUACAUGAAUUCUGUAGUUUAUUCGGUGAUUUGGAAUUAGGGUAAAUAUUCCACGUGACACAAUGCAGUACAGACAGCUAAAAGAAGGACAGCGCAGGCAUUUAAUCAUAUUUGGUGUUAUUGUUUGGUGCUUAGCUGGAUCAAAUCUAAACUAUUAUCUGGAACUGAUUUGAUUAACUUGGAUGAGUUUUGUCAAAGUUCUUAUGCAUUUGGCUUGAAACUUAGAAAGCCACAUGUUUCUAAGCCAUAAUUCUCUAUAGUCAAAAUACAAGUCAUUGGAAUAACACUCUCAGCCUGACUUCUAUUCGGGAUCGUGUUCUGAACACCCAUUUGGUAUCUGCCUGUACUCAAAUGCAUGUCCUGGGCCUUCAACGCUUCCUAAGCCAUUCAAACCGAUAUUGAAUAAUAAAAAUAAGAGAUCUGGAAGUUUUCUUUUCAGAUGAUUACAUAUAUUUUUGUAGUCACUCAAGAACAAUCUCAUACAGAUCUGAAAUAGAGGAGAGUUCCAAACUAUACAUAUCUUACUGCACCAAGUAUGAAUUUUCUUAAGAGAUCUGCAUAUUAAAAUGCUUUCAACUGUCGUCACAGGUCCUUUUCUUUAAAGGACGAAGAAAGAAUAUAUGAACUGUGUAUGACACAUGAGCAUAACAUUUCCUUAUCUGUUUUAUCUUCAGGCAAGGAUUUGUAGAAGAUCCUGGAACACAGAGGAGCAGCUGAGAGCCUUCAGACCAUUUAUUGUCUUCUCUAACCUUACAAAAUCAACUUUCAUCUUCUGGAUGUCCAAGCCUUUCACACCAAAUUUUAAGCUUUACGUUUCCUGCCUGACAACAAAUUACACUCUCGGUCUGUUGUUAUUUUAAGGGGCUGGGGAGCUGAAUUCACUAGCUGACCAGCAUGGCUAAGAUUAGAUUAGUUUUAACUGUUUGCCAGGUGGUGCUAGAAUUGCUAACGAAUUCAUUAACUGAGUCUUCCGUACAGAGUAAUGAAUGUCCCCAGCUUUGUGUAUGCGAAAUCAGGCCAUGGUUUACACCACAGUCAACAUACAGGGAAGCCACAACAGUUGACUGCAAUGACCUUCGUUUAACAAAAAUCCCCAGCAAUCUUUCCAGUGACACUCAAGUCCUUCUGUUACAAAGCAACAAUAUUGCAAAGACCACAGAUGAACUCCAACUGCUAUUUAAUUUAACAGAGUUAGAUUUUUCACAAAAUAACUUCACAAGCAUCAAAGACGUGGGGCUCUCAAAUCUUACUCAGCUAACCACUUUGCACCUGGAGGAAAACCAGAUCAUGGAGAUGACUGACUAUUGCUUGCAAGACCUUUGCAAUCUUCAGGAGUUAUAUAUAAAUCAUAAUCAGAUCAGCAGCAUUUCUGCAAAUGCAUUCUCUGGCCUGAAGAAUCUUUUAAGAUUACAUCUCAACUCCAACAAAUUAAAGGUUAUUGACAGCCGUUGGUUUGAUUCUACUCCUAACUUAGAGAUUCUUAUGAUUGGAGAAAAUCCGGUGAUUGGAAUACUAGAUAUGAACUUCAAACCACUCUCCAAUUUAAGGAGUCUUGUUUUGGCAGGUAUGUAUCUCACAGACAUCCCUGGCAAUGCCUUGGUAGGCUUGGACAGUCUUGAAAGUCUUUCCUUCUAUGACAACAAGUUGGUGAAAGUUCCUCAGCUUGCACUUGAGAAAGUUCCAAAUCUAAAAUUCCUGGAUCUCAACAAAAAUCCAAUUCAUAAAAUUCAAGAAGGUGAUUUUAGAAACAUGCUUAGAUUGAAAGAGCUUGGAAUUAAUAACAUGGCAGAGCUUGUUUCUAUGGAUAGGUAUGCGCUGGACAACCUGCCUGAACUUACAAAGCUGGAAGCCACCAACAACCCAAAGCUGUCUUACAUCCAUCGUUUGGCAUUUCGUAACGUCCCUGCCCUGGAGAGUUUGAUGCUGAAUAACAACGCCUUGAACGCUGUCUACCAAAAAACAGUGGAGUCCCUCCCAAACCUGCGUGAAAUUAGCAUCCACAGCAACCCUCUGCGGUGCGACUGCGUCAUUCAUUGGAUCAACUCGAACAAAACCAACAUCCGCUUCAUGGAACCUCUCUCCAUGUUCUGCGCCAUGCCUCCAGAGUACAGAGGACAACAGGUAAAAGAAGUAUUAAUACAGGAUUCAAACGAGCAGUGUCUUCCAAUGAUCUCUCACGAGACCUUUCCAAAUCACUUAAACUUGGACAUUGGCAUGACAGUGUUUUUAGACUGUAGGGCCAUGGCAGAACCCGAGCCAGAAAUUUACUGGGUCACUCCCCUCGGAAAUAAAGUAACUGUUGAAAGCCUCUCUGACAAAUACAAGCUGAGCAGCGAAGGCACCUUGGAAAUCUCCAAUAUUCAGAUUGAAGACUCAGGGAGGUACACCUGUGUUGCUCAGAACAUAGAGGGAGCUGACACCAGGGUUGCCACAAUCCGGGUGAACGGAACGCUUCUGGAUGGCACCCAGGUCCUGAAAAUCUUUGUGAAGCAAGCUGAAUUGCAUUCCAUUUUAGUUUCUUGGAAAGUUAACUCCAAUGUCAUGACUUCCAAUUUAAAAUGGUCAUCGGCUACUAUGAAGAUUGACAACCCUCACAUUACAUACACCGCUCGGGUCCCAGUUGAUGUACAUGAAUACAACCUCACGCAUUUACAACCUUCUACAGAUUAUGAAGUGUGUCUCACCGUGUCCAACAUCCACCAGCAAACACAAAAGUCCUGCGUUAACGUUACAACAAAAAAUGCAGCUUUUGCGCUUGAUAUUUCAGACCAAGAAACCAGCACUGCUCUGGCAGCGGUAAUGGGAUCAAUGUUUGCUGUAAUUAGCCUUGCCUCCAUUUCUGUUUACAUUGCAAAAAGAUUUAAGAGAAAAAACUACCACCAUUCAUUGAAAAAAUAUAUGCAAAAGACCUCCUCAAUCCCCCUGAAUGAGCUCUAUCCUCCACUUAUUAAUCUCUGGGAAGGCGACAGCGAUAAGGACAAGGAUGGUUCUGCAGAGACCAAGCCAACCCAAGUCGACACAUCCAGAAGCUAUUACAUGUGGUAACUCAGAGGAUAUUUUGCUUCUGGUAGUAAGGAGCACAAAGACUUUUUUGCUUUAUUCUGCAAAAAUGAGAAGUUGAAGACUUUUGUAUUUUUGACUUUGCUAGUUUGUGGCAGAGUGGUGAGGACAGGUGGAUAUUUCAGAAUUUUUUAGUAUAGCGUAUCGCAACUGUUUGACACAAAUGGCAGCUUCACCUAGCUUCCAGA
Molecule: messenger RNA, 3586 nt
Organism: Meleagris gallopavo (turkey)
Lineage: Eukaryota; Metazoa; Chordata; Aves; Galliformes; Phasianidae
Source: RefSeq, a predicted model, not a curated record